This is a messenger RNA of Pelagomonas calceolata, 729 nucleotides long. Lineage: Eukaryota; Pelagophyceae; Pelagomonadales; Pelagomonadaceae. The record is from the annotation of a GenBank genome assembly.
CCUCAGGAGCACGCACACCGUGAUAAGCAGAAGCACCAUGUCCCUCGACGACCUGCCGAAGAGAAGAGGAACGAUGAAGGGCAGCAUCCACCGCCACACGAGCGGGAGGGGCUACGGUAUAUACCGGGAGGGCCCGCCCUCCGAGCGCUUCCCGACGUGGCGCAGCGAGACGGACGACGCCUUCGAGAGGAAGGUCGUGCUAGGUAGGUCCAAGUCGUGGCAGCACGCCCAUCCGGAGCGCCGGGCGAAGUGCGCCGAGGCGUUCCUCGUGAGCGGGGAGAUCGGCGACUUCACGCGGCCUGGUUUUGACCCUACAAAGCCGCCUAGAUACGCCUUCAUCGAUCCCUCCUACCGCAACCCGAUGAAGACGAAUCGGCGCGGCGUGCACCCCGACCCGAAGGGGGGCCGAGUGUUGUACCCCAAGGACCCGUCCUACUUUCGUGAGGAACCUACCAGACUGAACUCGCCGGUUUCUGAUUUGCCACGGGCGAGAAGUCGCGCUCUCGACUUAAGCGAAGGUCGCCUCGACGCGUCGUUCAACAAGUCGGCCCACAACGACCUGGCCAUGACGGCGCAGCCCGAGGCGUUUCAAGCAACCCUACCCUUCGAGCCGCGCGGCGCGGCUUCGAUUUAUAGGGGCAACAAGAUGCGCGCGGGGAACAUGCGGCACUGGUCCGGCGGGUUGAGAGGGAUGCGGUACUAGGCCGCGUGUAACGUUGCUCUAUCGUC